UAUAUAGAUAUAAGUCCCAAGAAAAACGCAUUGGUUUUCUCAAACGUUACACAUAAGUUUACAACACCCAAAAGAAGAAAAUUAUGACGGCCGAGACGAGCGGUCCGGUUUCAUCAUCAAGGCCGUGUCCGAUCAAAACCGUCGUCGUUUUGGUCCAGGAAAACCGGUCAUUCGACCACAUGCUCGGGUGGUUCAAAGAUCUCAACCCCGACAUCGACGGCGUCGAAAGAUCGAACCCGAAAACGAAUCCAAAAUCAGGUUCCGACCCGAAUUCUCCGGUUAUCGAGUUCGGUGAUCGUUCUCAGUAUGUAGACCCGGAUCCAGGUCACUCGAUUCAAGACAUAUACGAGCAAGUUUUUGGGAAGCCUUGGGAUCCGAACCACCCGGACCCGAACCCUGGUCCACCCACUAUGUCCGGGUUCGCUCAAAACGCCGAGAGAAACAAAACGGGCAUGUCCUCGGCGGUCAUGAACGGGUUUAAACCGGACGCUUUGCCGGUUUACAAGGAAUUGGUUACUAACUUCGCCAUUUGUGACCGGUGGUUUGCGGCGGUUCCGGCCUCGACGCAGCCAAACAGGCUGUUCGUGCACUCGGCAACGUCGCACGGAGCGACGAGCAACGACAAGAAGUUGUUGGCCGAAGGGUUUCCACAGAAGACGAUAUUCGAGUCGCUCGACGAAGCUGGAUUUAGCUUCGGCAUCUAUUACCAAUUCCCUCCCUCUACUCUUUUCUACAGGAACCUGAGAAAUCCAAAGUAUUUGACACACUUUCACGAGUACGGGAUUCACUUCAAGAACGACUGCGAGAAGGGGAAGCUGCCAAACUACGUGGUGAUAGAACAGAGGUGGUUCGAUCUGUUGUCGAUUCCGGGGAACGACGACCAUCCAUCGCACGACGUGUCGGAAGGACAGAAGCUGGUCAAAGAAGUGUACGAGGCCUUGAGAUCGAGCCCUCAGUGGAACGAGAUUCUGUUCGUCGUAACCUACGACGAGCAUGGCGGAUUCUACGACCAUGUUCCGACACCGGUGCACGGAGUUCCCAGCCCCGAUGGCAUUCCCGGCCCCGAACCGUACCGUUUCGAGUUCAACCGGCUCGGUGUUAGGGUUCCUACGUUCUUCAUCUCUCCUUGGGUUGAACGAGGAACAAUGGUGCAUGGACCGAAUGGGCCGUAUCCAACGUCACAGUACGAGCAUUCAUCAAUUCCCGCAACGGUCAAGAAAAUAUUCAACUUGAAAGAUUUUCUGACGAAGAGAGACGAGUGGGCCGCCACUUUUGAUUCCGUUCUUACCAGACCCACGCCCAGGCUCGAUUGCCCCGAAAAAUUGCCGACGCCGGUGAAAUUGAGAGCAACGGUGGCAAAGGAAGAUGCAGAACUGAGUGAAUUCCAGCAGGAGCUCGUGAUAAUGGCCGCAGGGCUCAACGGAGAUUACAAGGACGAAGAUUUGAUGCACAAACUCUGCUGCGAAACUUGCGUUUUGGACGCUGCGAAAUACGUUGAAACCGCGUUUGAGGAGUUCCUUAAAGACAGCAGACAGGCAAGGGGAGGUCGUGACGAGAACGACGUCGUUUCUGUCCCUGAUCAAGAAGCUGCGACGCAACCACAGGACGCUGCCGCCGCGGCUGCGACUAGAACGCAAACGUCCUUUCUCCGUAAGUUGUUCUCUUGUAUUGUUUGUGAUCAUUGAAGAACUCGUAACAAAAAACAAGAAAGAGAAAAAGAGUGGUAUCAGCCCAUGCUCCCAAUUUCUAUGUUGGCUGAGAAAAUGUUGAAUGUUUGUUUUAUUUUGAAUUAAUAAACCAUUUGCGUUUUGAAAUUU
This is a messenger RNA of Tarenaya hassleriana, 1817 nucleotides long. Its product is annotated as non-specific phospholipase C4-like. The record is from RefSeq and is a predicted model, not a curated record. NCBI's taxonomy places the organism in Eukaryota, Viridiplantae, Streptophyta, Magnoliopsida, Brassicales, Cleomaceae. Gene Ontology annotation, molecular function: hydrolase activity, acting on ester bonds. Bases 84 to 1685 code for a protein of 533 amino acids. The transcript is spliced from 5 exons. Gene Ontology annotation, biological process: phospholipid catabolic process.